This is a messenger RNA of Cryptotermes secundus, 1055 nucleotides long. RefSeq lists its product as uncharacterized. The transcript has a single exon. NCBI's taxonomy places the organism in Eukaryota, Metazoa, Arthropoda, Insecta, Blattodea, Kalotermitidae. The record is from RefSeq and is a predicted model, not a curated record. The coding region runs from base 23 to 544 and encodes 173 amino acids.
AAGUCCGUCCCGCCCAUGGCUGAUGGGAAGUCCAGGCCAUGUCCUGCACAGUUCUAGUCGACGUCCACCCACUAGCCCACAAAGUCGGCUCCGUUCUUUGGCUCAGUACCCAGCCAACCACAGCCCGUCAGCUCGUAACCGUCGUUGCUCUGGAGUGCCUCCAUCUCAGCAUUUGCCUACGCGACAACUCUCCAUGAGAUCCCGUAGCCUCGAUGGUCUCUUGGAUGACCCCACACCAGAACCACCAUGCCAUAAUGAGAAGGAGAAACAGUUGCUGAGAGAGUGCGAACAGUAUCUGAGUGCCCAAGAAUUAGAUUCUAAUACAGAACAAAGAGAAGGUGAUGUCCCUGAUAAUGAGGCCCAAACCUGCCCUACCAACUUGGACUUGGACACAGUGUCAACAAGUUCAAGUGAUGAAGCAAGGACAAGGAUUAGUAAGGGCUCGCAUCUUUCACUCCCACUGCCUAGUACAGGUGAACCAAAACGAAAGCGCAAUUUCAUGGAUAGAUGUGUCAAUAAAGUGAGAUCCCUCAUGAGGAAGUGAAGGUAAUGUAAGGUCCUUCUGCCAGGUUAGAAGCCACAAUUAACAACUAGGACAAAAUUAUUUUUACAGUUCAGUAACGAGUGUACAAGAAUGUGUGACUUGAAGCUGUAAGUGACAAAAAUGAACGUGUGAAGUGAUUUAUCACAGAUGUCAGACCCAUUCUACUGCAGCUGUUGGUGAGCGACUCAGGAUAUCUCCACAGAGGUGGAGUAUUUUUGUAUGAAAUGCCAUUCUGAGUGGCACUAUGUGAAUGGUAAGUAUAUACAUUUUAAAAGGUAAUUGUCCAAAUUGUAAAAAUAACCAAAAACUUUAUUAUAUUUUUCAUUUAUAUUCAUAAUAAUGUAUUUUACCAAAGGUAAUUUUAAAUGUUAACUGUUAACUCUGUCUUCAGUGUUAUAUUUAUUUCAUACCAACAAAUCUGAUGCACAGUUCACAGUGACAGCAGUGGGCACAACAAAAAUUAUAUAUAUAUAUCUCCAGUAACACACAAUAAAUAUUUCAUCAUACUUUA